Messenger RNA from Thyridium curvatum, 699 nucleotides. RefSeq lists its product as uncharacterized. NCBI's taxonomy places the organism in Eukaryota, Fungi, Ascomycota, Sordariomycetes, Thyridiales, Thyridiaceae. The transcript is spliced from 6 exons. Gene Ontology annotation, molecular function: oxidoreductase activity, acting on the CH-OH group of donors, NAD or NADP as acceptor. The record is from RefSeq and is a predicted model, not a curated record. The coding region runs from base 1 to 699 and encodes 232 amino acids.
AUGUCGGGAAAGCGUGUUCUGGUCAUUGGCGCGAAUCGCGGGAUUGGGUUGAACCUGAUCAAGGAGUUCGUGAAACGAGGAUGGACAACCUACGGAACAGUCCGGCCCCAGACCAGGGACGAUCCAUCCUGCGACGAGCUGCGCGAGACUGGAACCAAGAUCUUCGAGUUGGACUACACUGAUGACUCGACCAUCGCCCAAGCUGCCGAAAAGUACGGCAACGAGCCACUGGACUGCUUGGUCAACUGUGGAGGAGUGGGACCGCAACCUUUCGCUUGGGAUGCCGACGGUCGCGAGCGGCUUUUGGAGAUGUUCAACAUCAUGGCGGCGGGCCCCUAUCUGGCGACAAAGCAUUUCAUUCCCAAGCUAGAAAAGAGCUCGAAGCCCGUCGUUGCCAAUAUCUCGUCUGAGUUUGGUUGCAUUGCCCCGAACGAGCGCGGCGGAUUCUUAGGUUACCGUAUGGCCAAGGCAGCACUGAACCAGCAGACCAAGACCAUUGCGCAGGCUUUCAAGGACGGCGAUAGUAAAAUCAUCUUCCUCGCACUCGAACCCGGAUACCUUGCCACGAGACUCACGGGAUGGAAGGGCGAAGACGAUAUGGAAGCAAGCGUCAAGGGCAUGGUCGACAUCAUACAACGUGCUGAGCACUCUGAUACGGGUCUGUUCUAUACGUAUGCUGGUGAGAAGCUGCAGUACUGA